AAUGUUCUAUUGUCAAUCAAGGAUGAAAAAAAUAUAUAUAAAUUUCAUUAGGAGUUAUAUAGAAAAUAAGGCUGCGCUUUUUACAAUUGAUGGAUGUGGUCAGUCAUACUUUGACUGUGGCGUUAUUCCAGAAGUAUACGCAACUGUAGAUUUUGGAAUUUCAUCAAACGCUUCUCAAUGUUUUGACUUCAUGAGAAAGGUUCAAAAAGGAGGUCCACUAGUGAACUCAGAGUUCUAUCCCGGUUGGUUAACUCAUUGGCAAGAAUCAGUAUCUAUAGUCAACCCCAUUGAUGUUGUAAAACAAAUGAAAGUAAUGUUGGCAAUUAAUGCUUCGUUUAAAAUUUUCGGUACAAAUUUUGGAUUCACAUCGGGAGCGAAUACAAAUGACACCAAAGAAAGUAUUGGAUACUUACCACAGUUGACCUCAUACGAUUAUAAUGCUCCAUUGGAUGAAGCUGUAGACCCUACAGAAAAGUAUUUCAAAAUUAAACAGACACUUGAAGAAGCCAAAUAUGCUGUGACAAACGAGAUAUCACCAAAUCCCGCACCCAAAGGUGCCUAUGGAAAAUUCUAUUUAAGACCUUUGGUUAGCAUAUUUGAAAAGGUUGCUCAACGUAUUAAACCAGUGAUCAGUGAUGUUCCUUUACCGUUUGAGGACUUAGAUAUUAACACUGGUUUUGUAAUGUAUGAAACAACAUUAACAGAUGAUCAAAAAAAUGUUGAAAAUCCAGUAAACCUAACUGUGAACACGGUUAGAGAUCGAGCAAUCAUUUACCUGGAUCAAGUACAAGUGGGUACUAUGAAUCGGUUGAAAGCUAAUACUACAAUAAGCUUAAACAUUAACCGUACUGUUCAAAACCUAAGCAUUUUAAUUGAGAAUCAGGGAAGGAUGAAUUUUGGAGACUUAAUUGAAGAUAGGAAGGGAAUUUUUGAUCAAGUGAUUCUCGGAAAUAAAAUAUUAAGCCCUUGGAAAAUGACUGCAUAUCCUUUGAAUGGUACAUCAUGGAUUUCUUCAAUCAAAUCAGUUGAAAACGUCAACAGUGUUAAAUUACCAGCAUUUUAUAAAACACAGUUUACAUUAACAGUUAACUAUACAAAAUGUUUAGACACUUAUUUGGACACUUCAGGCUGGACAAAGGUGUGUUCUUACAAGUUAAUACUGUUAAGUCGACUUUUAUCCACAUAUUUACAAUUUAAAAAAUAAUAUUCGAUAUUUACAGAGUGUAGUGUUUUUAAACAAUGUAAACCUUGGUCGGUAUUGGCCACUUGGUGGACCUCAAGUUACACUUUAUGUGCCAGCUCCUUUUUUAAAACCAUCACCUUAUGCCAAUACACUAGUGAUAUUAGAACUUGAAGGUACAUCUCAAGAUUUGUCCGUGAAAUUUGUGGAUAAACCUGUUCUUGAUGGUCCUAUAAUGACAUAGAUAAAAUGUAUGUUAUAUAAUUGAUUAAG
Messenger RNA from Metopolophium dirhodum (rose-grain aphid), 1453 nucleotides. Its product is annotated as beta-galactosidase-like. Lineage: Eukaryota; Metazoa; Arthropoda; Insecta; Hemiptera; Aphididae. The coding region runs from base 2 to 1204 and encodes 400 amino acids. Gene Ontology annotation, cellular component: vacuole. Gene Ontology annotation, molecular function: beta-galactosidase activity. The transcript has 6 exons. Gene Ontology annotation, biological process: carbohydrate metabolic process. The record is from RefSeq and is a predicted model, not a curated record.